CCACAAACAAAACGCAAUUUUGGGAAUCUGCCGGUCAUCAAGCGUCAAGCUCGCUAUCCGCACGCAUCGUGCCCCGCGGAGUGAAUUGGAAGCUCGUUUUGGCUUUUGUCCUCAAUUGAUCGCUUGUUUUGCUCUUUUAUUUUGCUCCUACGGUGUUUAGUCUGGACUCCAAAGUCCAGAGAGCCAUGAUCGAGAAUGGUGCGAACCCGGAGAAUGGCCGCCAUGGCCGGCAACGAGAAUAAUGGCGAGCAAAGCAGCAACGCGACACCGAAUAACAUCCAGCCGAUGGCGAUUGCUGAGAAACCUGCGAAAAAGAAAAGGUCCCCAGUCAAACCCAAGGGCAGAAAGGUCGCGAAACAAGCCGCCCGACCUGACGUGAAAGAGGAGGAGCAAGCCGAAACCGAUGUGCAGCUCCCUGAGACAGGAACUUCGAAAACAUCAAUUGCUCCCGACGACGAGGAACAGAAUGUCAACAUCUCUGACCAGCCGAGCGCAAAUAUCAACAGAGCGAGGCCCUCAGCCACAUCAAGUACAACCUCGGGACGCCUUGUCCAGCCAAAAUCAACAAAGUCCAACAUCAAGGCCAAGUCCAAGUCCAAGACCACCGCGGUCGUCGAGUCCCCGGAAAUGGACGAUCCCGAAGCCGAGUAUGAUUCCGACACUUCAUACAUACCCAAAGAUCUUCGGAAAGAGCUACGUGAACAGCUAUCUUGGGCUGGUCUCACAUAUCCCGAGACCUGGCGUCCACGUGUCGAUAGCCCCUUCGAUGCUCCUCCCCCGCCUCCGGAAAAUCCACCACCGGCCGAUUCUAUUCUCGUAGCAGGUUUGGCGGACGGCGAGGUGCGCUACCUUUGCCAACUGUUGCGAUACUGGACAUCCGAAGAUAAGGGCUGCAGGACUGCCAACAAGUUCUUCCACCGGCUCGACUACACCUACAAGAAGGCGGAUUCGCUUCCAGAGGCUUUGGCAAGGCAUGACCGGGUAUUGGCUCUGACUCUGGAUCGCCUCGCGCGAGCGAUCCCCUUCGAACUAUUUCUUUGCCGGCUCGACAGAGGCUAUGAAGACACUGACAUCGACCCUCAACAAGUGUCUCCCUCCUACGUCAUUGAGGAUCUGGUUGACUUGCAGGGCCGAACCUACGCAAAGUUUGUUCCCGUUGACGAGAAUGACUGGACACAAAAGACUACCGAACACCGAAAGCCCAAACUCCUUCCUGGUUACUGUGAUGCGGCACUCGUGCUUGUCCCUCGAGAUACUGUGGCCGACUUCCUGUGGGAGACCAUCGAAGCAAACGGCCCGCCGACUGCCAAGUACAACGUCACUCAGACUCCUCUGCGUUCGUUGCUCGAAAACUAUAGGACCCUAUGCUCAGGGAGCGUUGAAGAUCACGUUCGCUAUUGGCCCAUCUUCAGCAACCUCAUCCGGAGGGCAUGUACCUGGGACAACGAAAAGGGACUUGGGUUUAUGCCUGGGGAGUUGGUGGAGAGCAUUCUCAAGGCUUGCAUAUCUGCCAAGGACUGGGAUUUAUUCACAUUCGCCGCGGGCUUUACGGGAUUUGCCUUUCGCAAACUGCCUUACGAUCCCCAAUCCUUUGUCAAAUGGGCUCGUGCUGAGAUUACAGAAGGGAGAGCCACCUUUCAAGACAUUCAGGAGGGUAUUCUGGCCAUCUCAGUCUCCCACAGCUUGAUCAAGUACAGGUGCUCCUCAGUUACCGCCUUCUACGAGACUACGGACGAAACAGUUCCCCGAGAUUGGGCACGGAACGCAGUAGUCCGCAUAGCUAACUUUCCCGGUUGGCAAAUCAUCGGCCAACAAGAUGGAAGUGAACUUGUUUCCGCCCUGAAGACCUGUUUCGGGAUGGGACCUGACUUCAUAGAAUUCGCCACGAAGUUAGUGAGACGAAACUCGACAAAGAUCCCCUUCCUUCUGGGCUUUGCCAACGAACUCCACGAGACCUGCUCCACGGAAAAUGCAACAAAAAAGCUGUAUCUCGACUUGGCUGAACACAUUUUGAACGAAUUGCACAUCUACAAACUCCACAGUCGUUCCGCGGAGACGGCACGGGUUAGGGAAAUCAUCCAGCUUCGUUCAACCAAGGUCACGCAAGACCUAAAACUGAUUAAAGCGGCAAUUGAAGGUAUCGACAAGGCUGACAUGUCUCGCUUUAUCUCUGGACUGAUCGCUGAAAACGCCGAUACCCUCCUUAUGCGCUUGACAAUGAAAUUGGUUGGCGAUGCAAAACGCAUCCCGCUUCGUGAGCUUACCCAUCUCUGGGUUCCUUUCCUCUAUCUCCUCCCGGACAUUCUCGAAAAACAUUCUAUCCCGCUAUCAACACCUCGAUAUCAAAACAUAUUCGCUGCUAUCAUGGAGAUGUACCUACUCAGGGAGGUAGGCAGGACGCCGAAACAGAUCUGGCAACCUGUUAUGCGCACGGUCAGUUGUGACUGUGGACUGUGCUUCAGGCUCAACCAAUUCCUUUCCGAAUCCUGCUCUUUCAAUGCUGUUCGGCUUCACGGCUCCAGUACAGCUUUUGACCACGUACGACGCUACUUGACGGGACUGCGGGAGGGCAUCUCCUGUGACUUUGCAACUGAUGCUGCUUCGGGCACUAUAACCGUCACGAAACGCUUGAAUCCCGAUCCUACUGCUCUUAAGCAAUGGGAGACUAAGAAGAACAAAAUGAAGAAACAAAUGUUCGCAAAGUUUGAUCAAGCAAAGUUGCGUGCCAUUCUUGGCGAAGAGUAUUCGUGGUUUACAGGAUUUCAAUUCUUGGAGAACAAUAUUGAAAUUGAAGUUCAUGACGAGAAAGAACUUCCUCCACCUCCUGUGCACUCCGCGCCGCUUCUUGGGAAACCGAUUGACCACUUCAUUAUCGGUCGACCGGAUCUCUCUACUCUGUCAGCCCAAGGGUACCGUCAACCUGUGGCAGCUCACCAGAAUCACCAUCAGCCCCUUCAUCAGUCUACUGUCUCUGGCUAUCAAGGUCCGCAACCAGGUCAAGCGCACCCACAGCCUGUAGGGACAUACUAUAGUUACCAGCUUCCUCCGCCUAACCACGCUCAUCGUGCCCCGGCCAACCCCUGGGCUUAUUCGGAUCCUACCUCUCAAUCAACCCAAUCCGGCAACUCCAUCUCGGCUGGUUCAGACGGCUUCGCCGGAUCCAUCCAAAUGACCAACAACGUCAACAACCACCAAACAACCACCCAUAUUCAGGACACAUUAGAGCAUGGUCGCCAACUAUUCUUCCUUGAGGAGCGAAUCGUGAUCCAGAGACAAUUUCCCAACUGGCAGAGUGGUGCAAUCAAUGCGGAGCUAUGGAGACGAUGGACUACCAUGGCUUCUAGUCGUCAAGAGAGUUACGUGAGCAGGGCAACGGUGGCCCAAAACCAAGCUCAAACCCAGGCCCAUCCCUCCUUGUCUGCGCCAUAUCAUUUAUCACCCCAGCCUUCAGGCUCAAGCUUGUCUACGGAGGACGAUUUGAAGGCCGGCAGGGAAUACUACUUUUCGACACAGAUGGGCUCUCUUCGAGCAAAGCACCCAACAUACAGCCACCAACUCUUGUUAGAUCAAAUCUCGAAAGCAUGGAGCUCAUUGCCACGGACUCAUCGCGAAUGGUUUAACAAGCAAGCCUUGUCGCAGAAGCAACAGCAGCCCCAGCUCGCUCCUUUGGACAAUGCGAGGGCUGUGGGUCCGUCGGGAACUCGGAGCAUCCCGUCUCUUUCUAGCAUUGCACCUCCUCCACCUCCUAGCGUAGUCCCAGGCAUGCUUCCAGAUCAAGCUCAACCUUUCCCUUCUCUUCAAAGUAGAGUGGCGGCGUUACGUGAGGCGGCCAAGGUAACAUUUACCACGGCGCUUGCGAUCGCAAAACCUGUUGUUGACAAAAAUGGAAUGGUCGUCGUUCGUACAUCUACCAGACUGUCGAUCCCCGAGCAGGAUUAUAUGGAAAGCAAAGCACGACUUGCCCCGUACCCAAAUGUCGCUCAUCUCGAUCCGUGCCGCAAGGAUCUGAACCGUGGCCGGACCUGGUGGAUAAACAAAUACACAGAUGGUCUUUCGCGUCUACUCUCAGGAACGUCGGAACAACAAAUCAGGCAGCAACUUGGCGUUGAGUGGGAAACCUGCCUAACUAUGGGUGAUCGUUUGAGGACCGAUGAUAUGGCACGUAUUGAAGAGGCGAAGUCGGCUCUCGCUAGGGAACGGAACAGUCUAAAUGAGGUUAUGUUACAACGGGCCACGAAACGGGCGAGAACAUACGGGGCCUCGACUUCUGCGACGGCUGCCGGCUCUGCGCAAAAAGGACCGGCUUCAGCCUCAGCCACAUCACCGCCUGUGUCCGGCUACGAGGUUUUUGCUAAAGAAAUGGAGGGACGCCUUCGGAAGAGGAACUCCGGCGCCUCGGCAGCAUCGCUCAAGUCGGUGAUACAACGGCGAUGGGAAGCGAUGAGUGAAACGCACCGGGCAGUCUACGCAACCAUGGGCUUGGAUAAAGCAAAGUCAGGAUCUGGUACCGUGGCCCCCUCAACCUCAACCUCAACCUCAACCUCUGCGAUAUCCGCUUCUACCAUCACUGCUGCGCCAAGCCGCAAAUAUGACGGUUUUGAGUAUUAUCUCAACACCGAAGGCCUUAACGUCAGAAGAAAGCAUCCUGAAUAUUCCUACGACCACGUUGUCGAAGCCACGAAGCGGCAAUGGGACGCUUUGACGUCCACGGCAAGGAGUGUUUACAGUAACAAAGCGUUCGCGGCCGCACAACAUCCGCUCGAUAAGGGUAUUUUCACCUGGCUGGAAGAUACCUUCAAGAGAGUAGCCAAGGAUAAAGCACCCGUUUCAUCAACUCCGGCGGCGCAAAACUACAGCGCUUUUAGUAGCAGCUCUUCGGAACCCCCACAAGAUGGCGGCUUCGAGUUUUGGUUAAAAUUUGAGGAACGAAAGUUCCGAGACAAGAACCCCGGGCUCACAAGUGAAGAAACGGUCACUGCUUUAAAAAAGACAUGGGAUGGCAUGACACAGAUGGCCCGAAGAAUCUACGAGGACAUGGCGGCGAAGGCAAAAGUCAACGCGGACAUAACAAUUAAGCCAACUGCCUCGCAGGCACCACCAAGCUCUUCAUCCGCGGCUACCGCUUCUACGAUCGGGGAUUGUGGCCAAUAUGACUUACCCUCGGAGUGUGGCCGGUACGACGGCUUCACUUGGUUUCUUAACAGCGACGGAGUGGAUUAUAAGAAACAAAACCCAAACGUCGCAUACAGCGAUCUUAGAACUGCAAUGUACGCACGCUGGUGUGGCAUGGACGGUAUAGAACGGAGCAGGUUCGAAAAGGUCGCGAGUACUUUGAAGCAGAGUGCCGAAGGUCGAGAGAUGUUCAACAGACUGAGAGAAGCUUACAGCCUGCCUCCGGGGCAAGAUCCUCGUGAGCGGUUAGCAGCCGCCAGGUGUCGCUCACCCUCGGAUGCUGGUCGAUAUGACGGCUUCACCUGGUUUUAUAACAGCGUAGGAGUGAGUCUCAAGAAACAAAUUCCAGACAUUGGAUACGACGAACACAGAACCGAAAUCUACUCGCAAUGGAGUGGCUUGAAAGCUAUGCAACGGCGCGAGUACGAAAAGGUUGCGUAUACUUUGAGGCAAAGUGCCCAAGGCCGGGCGUUGUUCAACAGACUAAGAGAAGCAUUCGACCUGCCUCCGGAACGAGACCCUCGUUCGUGGAUUCCGUCUCCCCCGCCGGAUGCCGCCACCGCUACCACUGCCACCAGUAUCAUGACACGGGAGGAUUGGGAACGAAAAUACGACGGCUGGAGUUUCUAUCUCAACACUGCAGGGACGCUUCACUGUGACAGAAGAACUUCAUACGACUCUGUUGUUGCUAAGAUGAAGGCGCGAUGGAAGAGCAUGAGUGCUGUCGAACGGCUUGCAUAUGAAGACGGGGCUAAGGCUGCCAGGAUGAGUGGUAGACGCCAAGUAACUUUUAACAACUUGAGGAUAGCUUGCGGCCUACCUGAGGAGCCGAUCCCCCCUCCCCCUGCUCAUAACACUCCGCGAGUACCGACUUCUUCAUCUGCCACUGCUACCGCGUUCACUGCCUCUUCUUCUGCACCAAGCUCUAAUACCUCUAGAAGCAUUACAUGGGAGGCUUGGGCCCACAAAUACGGCGGCUUUAACUGGUUCCUCAACACCUGGGGACACGCUUUCAAGCAGGAGAAUCGUGAGCUGGACUACGAGCUAGUUGUCACCAUCACGGAGUCGCGGUGGGAGCGCAUGACUCACGAAGAACGUCGUGAUUUUGAAGAUAAGGCAAAGCGGAUGAGGGUGAAUGUGGCAGGUCGCCGGAUGUUCAACAAAUUGCGAGAACUUUGCGGCUUACCCGGGGAGCCAGACAUUCCCGAACCCGCCAAGACGGUAACGCCUCGUACUCCUUUUCCGAGCACAUGGCGCGGCAGUGGCUCCAAAGCAGCCACUCCUUUACCGUCCUCCUCGCCCACACGACCUGACCCGGCUUCCUUCUCACCAGCUGACCGUGCGUUGAUGGAGAUCGAGCCCAACAGAAUGGCUGCCCCCUCUUCUAGCGCCGCGCCUGCCACGCCCGGGUUGAGUAACAAGGUGGCCAAGAUUGACAUCACCAGUGCUUGGGCUGUCAAAUCUAGUAGGCUCAAAAUUCCGCCCUUGACGCCGAGAUCCGGGGGCGGAUCGGCUUCGGCGUUUGGUUCGGGAUCGAGGUCGGCGCCAAGGGGCGUGAAGAGAAAGGCUGAGCCGGAUGUGAUCGACUUGACUUUGGAUGAUUGAGCGUUGUUCAGUCGUGUGUGGACUGGAAGGGAGGAUCGGUGUUACUCGAUGGUUACAAGCAAGGAUACGGGAGUUAUGUGUACAUGCUAUGGCGUAUGGCUUUGGAUUUGUUGCGGUUUGGGAGACCGUUGGAUCAUUUCUAGAUUCCAAGUGUUUGGAGUAUUUUGUUGGAUUUUGCAUCAUGUUCUAGUCAAUUGGUUG
Molecule: messenger RNA, 6978 nt
Organism: Neurospora hispaniola
Lineage: Eukaryota; Fungi; Ascomycota; Sordariomycetes; Sordariales; Sordariaceae
Exons: 3
Coding region: 196-6777 (2193 amino acids)
Source: RefSeq, a predicted model, not a curated record